This is a messenger RNA of Cyprinodon tularosa, 3312 nucleotides long. RefSeq names its product cylindromatosis (turban tumor syndrome), like (gene cyldl). Gene Ontology annotation, biological process: protein K63-linked deubiquitination. The transcript has 15 exons. Bases 345 to 2648 code for a protein of 767 amino acids. Gene Ontology annotation, cellular component: cytosol. Lineage: Eukaryota; Metazoa; Chordata; Actinopteri; Cyprinodontiformes; Cyprinodontidae. The record is from RefSeq and is a predicted model, not a curated record. Gene Ontology annotation, molecular function: K63-linked deubiquitinase activity; cysteine-type deubiquitinase activity.
CCCCUCUGCCUCUCAGGAUAAGCGUUCCUACCUGUCAACAGAUUUAAAAACAUCUGUGUCACUGACAUUACUCCUAGUUUAACGCAUUUUAACAGAAAACGGCGCUAGAGGACAAAGUCCUAGGUGUUCAUAUACAUAUUUAGAAGAUUUAAAUUGCGUUUCCGCGUUUUGUCGCGUCUGUCGGAGCACCGUAAAAACUGCUGCGGGGUGAAAGCGAAAUGAAAUGAAAGGGGAAGUGAAACUUCAGGCAGCUGCUCGGACGUUUAGCGAAAACAGCUUCGAAACAGCAGAGAUUAAACCCUAAAGCAGACUCGAGCUCUGCUAUAUCUCCAGGGUUGGACAACAUGAGCUCUUCAGAAUAUGUUUAUUUCAUCCUAACAGAAAAACCUAAAUUCUACUACAGCGUCAAGCUUGGGAGUUUAUGGUACAUACGGGAGUUCAAGUAUAGGUUUGAAACAUCCAAGCGCAGUCCUCCCACAAAGUUACCAGUAGAGUGUUUAAACUCGAGCACCGGUGUGACUUGUGAUAUUGAGAUAAAAUGCUUAAAGAAACUCGAUGCGGAUGAGGCUGACCUCCUGUUGGCCUGCCAGCCUGAGUCUGAGAGGCUAAACUGGAUCAGAGACGGAUAUGCUGUUCUGGCAGCCCUGGAGCUCACCAUGGGAACAGAUGUGAUGGUUGAAGAAGAUGGACAGAUGUUGAGAGGCAUCAUUCGCUACAUUGGACCCAUUGUAGACCCAAGCUAUCUGCACCCUAUAACAGGAAGAUACUUUGGAAUUGAACUACAGGGAGAAGACAGAGGGAAGGGAAAUACCGAUGGGACCUAUGGAUAUCAGAAGAGAUUCUCUUGUGAGAAGAACUGCGGCAUUUUUGCCCCUUUUUGCAGAGUUAAACCUUCGGCUCCCACCCUUCAUUCUCCCUCCAAGUCUGACCUCCAUUAUGAACAACAAACACAAGAGAUAUUUCCAGGAGACAGCGUCAUCUUCUUCAUUAAAGACAAAUGUCACUGUGGUGUGGUACUAGACAUUCAGGAAGAGUCAGGAACACCUAUGGUUAGGAUCUCCACAGACCUAAAGGAGAAUGGAAGAAGAGGGGUAGAAAUUAAAGUCCCGCUCCACGAUGUCACUAAAGGAGAAAUACCUUCAGGGCCUGAAAGCAUGGAUAUUGAUGCUCCAAAAGUUGAAACACACACUGAUCAAAGCAUGAGUCUAAAUUCUGCGGUGGAGGUGACUUUAGCGAAGGGGAACUCUUAUGGGAUUGUCCGCUGGAUCGGCAACCUACCCAACCGUGAAGGCAUCAUGGUUGGAAUUGAGUUGGAGGAGGACGAUGGCGUGAGCGAUGGUACCUUUAAAGAAAAGCGUUAUUUCACCUGUCCUCCAAAGAGAGCAUUGUUUGUGAAGCCGCAGUCCUGCCGUCCUGAUUCACGCUUUCUGAACAUACCAGCCAAUGUCAAGAAGAUGCCAGAACUGGAUAAAAAAGAAGAAGAUGAUGAUUAUGGCAGCACAGGGAAGCUGGAGACAGUUCCUCCAAUCAGCACAGAGCAGGUCCACCAGCUUCUGAUUGGUCGGAUGAAAGGGAUCCAAGGACACUGUAACUCCUGCUACAUGGACGCUGCCCUCUUUGGAUUGUUUUCCUGCUCCUCUGUGUUGGACUCCAUGUUGUUCAAAUCAACAACUCCUCAAGACGCUCCAAUCCAGAGAAUAUUGCUUCAUGACAUUGUAAACCCUCUCCGCAGUAAGGGAUUCGUUCUGGGACAAAACAUCAUGAAGUUUCGGGAGCAGCUGCAGGAUCACGGCUAUAGUCACUCAUUCACCACUGAGGAGAAGGAUCCAGAGGAGUUCCUCAACAUAGUGAUGCACCACAUUCUUGCCCUUGACCCUCUGCUGAAACUGUCAGCUGCUGGUAAAGUACAGGAGAGCUACUGCUACCAGAUAUUCCUGGACCAGAACCACAGCCUGAUUCUGCCCACAGUCCAACAGCUUCUAGAACAUUCCUUCCAUAACGCAGGACUCAAAUUGGCAGAGGUGCCUUCCUGCCUCAUCCUCCAAAUGCCUCGCUUUGGAAAGAAAUUCAAGAUGUUUGAAAAAAUUAUUCCGUCGCUGGAGUUGGACAUCACCGACCUCCUCUCUGAAGGUCCUCAACAGUGCAUUGUGUGCGGACACUUGGCAGUGGAAGAGUGUGGAGACUGUUUUAAAGAGCCAAUAUUCAACCCAACAGGAUUUAAAGUCUUCUGUAAGAAGUGUUCAGCUCAGGUGCACUCUCACCCUCAGCGCCACUCUCAUCAGCCUGCAGCUCUGGAAAUACCUAAAGGCUACCUCGGCCGUGGCGUCCCUCACACACUGACCAGAGACCGCCUGGAGCUGUUCGCCGUGCUCUGCAUCGAGACCAGUCACUACGUGUCCUUUGUCAAGCAUGGACCAAACAAGGAGGACUGGAUCUUCUUCGACAGCAUGGCGGACAGACAAGGAGAAAGAGACGGCUUCAACAUUCCUGAAGUACAAGCCUGCCCUGAGGUGGGCAUGUACUUGGAAAUGUCUCCGGCUGAGUUGGCAAGUCAGGUCCCGCGUAACAUGAAAGGCGUGGCCAAGCGUCUCUUCUGCGAUGCCUACAUGUACCUGUACCAGAGCACGAGCAUGUGUCUCUAUCGCUGAGGGGACCCGGUUUCUGUUUCCUGCUUCCUUUAAUUUACUGAUUCAUUUUUAAGUUACUGUGUGUGGUAAUUUCAUACAAAUAUUUGCAAACAAAAAGGAAUUUAUAUAAAUAUUUUAUGUCUAAUGCAGGGAAAAUACUUUCAGGCUUGAAUAAUUUAUAGUGAUAUUAUUUCACUUUUGUUAUAUGAGUGAAGGACAAACUGACAAUUAUUUCUUGAUGUAAUUUUUAAACUGAAGGGGAAAAAAUGGUAUUUGAUAAAUAUUUUUUUUUUUUUCGCUGAUCACAUUCCAUCACAUUUGGCAGUGAGUUGUUUGAAAAAACAAAUUCAACUAUUUUCACAAAAGCAGUAAUACAGCAUAUAGCAGAGGAAAUCUUGGCAAUCUAAUAUAAAAACUGAAAUUGACCCUUAAUGAAAACAUGUAAAAACUGUGUUUAUAUAGAAAAAAAUGCUAUUUCUUCUAAAUGCUUUGGAAAGAAAAAUGGUUUCCUUUUGUUCUGAUUUCCUUAGUAAUGUUAUACUUUGGUGUAAAUCUACCAUGGGGAGGGAUGAAAAACUGCACUUAGAAUGGCUGCUAAAACGUUUAUGGAGACCUUUUCUAUGCUGAUGUAUGUUAAUUGCCUCUCAUUGGUGUAUAUAUGUUAUGAUAAACCUGUUUAAAUCCA